Molecule: messenger RNA, 1581 nt
Organism: Phaeoacremonium minimum UCRPA7
Lineage: Eukaryota; Fungi; Ascomycota; Sordariomycetes; Togniniales; Togniniaceae
Product: putative mfs sugar transporter protein
Exons: 4
Coding region: 1-1581 (526 amino acids)
Biological process (GO): carbohydrate transport; transmembrane transport
Cellular component (GO): membrane
Molecular function (GO): carbohydrate:proton symporter activity
Source: RefSeq, a predicted model, not a curated record
AUGGCCACCUCUCUACACAUUUCUGCUGCAGACCAAAAUGCCGACCUCAGGCAACGCACCAAUCUCAUUGCCAGCCAACUUGAGGCACAGGAUGGUUGGCUGGAGAGGAACCUGAGGCCCAAGAAGAUUAGUGCUAGGUACCCUUUCAAGGGAUCAUUAUUGCUUUACGCGACUUGUAUCAUGUCCGGCCUACUCGUCAAUCCGGUCUUCGUGAAGCGCUUCUUCAGCGACUACGGCGGUGCCGACGGCACCACGGCUGGGAUCGAUCCCAGCAUUACAGGCAUAUCUGUCGCCUGCCUGCAAGCCUCGGCUGCUGUAGGCGCUCUUCUCGCAGGACGGCUAGGCGAUCUGUCAGGUCGAAAGAGAUGUGUCCGUCUUGGAGGUUUAAUAUACUUUCUGAGCGCCUUCAUCCAGAUCUUUGCUCCUGGGUUCGCCACCUUUAUUGUUGGUCGCACCAUCCAGGGUUUUGGUGUCGGCAUUCUCUCGAUGACCGUUCCCAUCAUUCAAACGGAGAUCGCAGCUCCGCAUGCUAGAGGUCUGAUGGUGGGCAUUGAGUAUACCUUCCUUAUUGCAGGGUAUAUGUUAUCUUGCUGGGUCGACUACGGGUUUUAUUUCCUGCUCCCAGACGACAUGUCCUGGCAAGGUCCAUUUAUCAUUCAAGUUGGACUUUCGUUCAUUUUGAUCGCCAUGUCUUUCUUCCUCCCCGAAACCCCUCGAUGGCUAGCCAAGAAUGGCUUCAUGCAGGAAAGUCUUCAGACAGUCGCAGAUUUGCAUGCAAAUGGCGACACGGACGCGGAGCACGUCCAGCAGGUGUUUCUACAGAUUCAAGAGGCAGUUAUUUACGAGAUAAAGCUCGGAAAAUCGACUUGGACAGAAAUGUUCACGCGAUACCGGAAGCGCACUAUUGUCGGCAUCACUGCUCAGAUGUUUGCCCAGCUCAACGGAAUCAACAUCAUAUCCUUCUAUCUUCCCAGCACCUUAGCAUCCGCCGGGUUUGAUGAUGAAAAGUCGCUCCUUUAUACCGCUGCCAACGCAAUUCCUUACGUCGCGGCCACUAUCGUUACUUGGUAUCUAGCCGAUCGAUGGGGUCGCAGGCCGCUCCUCAUUCUCGGAGGUCUAGCAAUGGCCGUCUUACUCAGUAUCGUCUGUGUGUUUACCGAAGCCCGUAUCCCCAUCAAUGCCAAAGCCAACGGCCAGUACGCCUUCGUCAUGCUUUAUAACAUCGUCUAUGGCUUCACUUGGGGCCCAAUGCCAUGGCUUCUUCCAGCUGAGAUCUUCCCCCUUCGUGGCCGCAGUAAGGGCAUGGCCCUCGCCACAACCUCAAAUUGGAUAUUCAAUUUUUUGAUUGGGAUGGUGUCUCCGAAGGCUUUUGCCGGUAUUGGUGGAUACUUCUAUCUGAUUAUCGCCGGCUUCUGUCUUACCUCGGCCGCGCUAGCGCAGUUCUACUAUGUGGAGACGGCGAAUCAUAAUCUGGAAGAGAUCGCAGUUGCCUUCGGUGACAAGGCAUUCGACGACAACGACAAUGAGGUCAUGGAGGUUGGCAGAAAUGCGGACGGGAAAACGCUCGCCAGUCAUGUCUAA